CGAAUUUAAUUGUCCUGAGUGUUCUCCUCCAGCCUCCAAUUACACUGUGGAACCGACCAAGGGUUUUUUAUUGGUAUUUCAGGACUGCAGAGUAUUUCCUCUGUUGUUCAGACACAUGCUGGGAUAAUGCCAUUGAGAUUAGUGAGGAACGCCAAGACUGCCUUGCCCUGCACGGCCAGACACAUCUACACGACACAGGCACAACACACACACACACACAACCGCAUGCAUGCUUUCACACAUGCUAAACCUCUCACACCUCGUACUGCUUUUGAACCCAUUAAACCCGGUUCACCACCAGUGACACUACCAGGGAUAGACCAGUACUUGGUUUCUCACUUCUGACUAUGCUAAUACUGGGAAGUGUGUGUUUUUGUGAGUUUAAUGCAGCAGCUGAAUUAUGUGGUCAGUCAGUGUUUGAUUGCUGGACUGUAAUCCUGAACAUCAGAUUAAAUUCACAUGUAAUCCCUGCCUGACCCUAACACUUACUCUCACAAUGCUCCACCUAUGGCCUCUCAUAACACACACAAACACAAGCACACACCCUCUCUGUCCCACAUGGAGAUAACCUGUGCAUUGUAUUUCUCCUCUUGCUAUUACCUAGGUUUGUUUAACUGUCUCAGUCUGUCUCUGUGUUACGCAAUCCCACAAACAGGACAGUUGUUUUAGUUUCCCUCUAAUGUCAGUCAUACAUUUUAUUAGAGUUUAUGCAGGAUCAGUACUGUGGGACUGGGAGCACAGUCUCUAAGCUGCUUAACUCCUCGCUGAGUCAGACACGUGUGUUUUACCGAGGAGGGAGACCCUACUGGGGUUACAGGACCAGAGACAGAGGGCUGAAUCCUAACAUCAAUCCUAACAUGCAAAUCACAACUUUGUGAAAAUAUCCCAUUGAUCAGUAGAUAGUCAGGAUCUCAAGUUAGUGUUUCAACUUGGCACCGCAACAACACCUGGGACACCUGUGACCCACAGCAACAACACCUGGGACAUCUGUGACCCACAGCAACAACACCUGGGAUUCACAGCAACAACACCUGGGGAACCUGGGAUUCACAGCAACAACACCUGGGAUUCACAGCAACAACACAUGGGACACCUGUGACCCACAGCAACAACACCUGGGACAUCUGGGACCCACAGCAACAACACCUGGGACAUCUGUGACCCACAGCAACAGCACCUGGGACAUCUGUGACCCACAGCAACAGCACCUGGGACACCUGUGACCCACAACAACAGCACCUGGGACAUCUGGGACCCACAGCAACAACACCUGGGACCCACAGCAACAACACCUUCACAUAAAGUAGGAUUUUAAUAGCGCCCCCUUUCAUGUGGUAGACCAUUCAGUCAAGUACAGAUGUCCAUUAGUCAUCUAACCCUCAUUGUUGAUUUAGGACAUCUCAUUAUUCCCUUUGAGGUGUUUAAACAUGUUCAUGAAAUAAUGAAGUGUAACAGUCUUUUUCCAGCGGCCCUGUCAGAGAACCUAAUCCUCUCCACCUGGUCUUUCCUUUGUAACUUUAAUCUUUUUUUGCUUUUCAGUGUAUUUUUGUAAUUACACGGCUCAUCUGUAAAAUAAACCCUGGUCUCAGCAUGACUCCCUGUCAAAAUAAGGGUUAAAUCAAAUAAGUAUUUAGAUCCCACAUAAGGAGCAUUUCUAAGAAUCCAACAGCUGUUUCUCAAAAAACUUUCUCUCUGAUGAUGCUACGGUGUUAGUUUAAUAUGGGGGAAGUGCAGAUAUUUUCAUGAGCUAGUGAAUAGUAACUAGUCAAAGUAGCCCAGACUAGUUACAGACAGAUCUUUGUCUGAGCUGAUGGGUUAACUAAAUGUCUUAGCUUUACAAUAACACAGUUGUGUAAAUUACUUAAGUAAAAAAUACUUUAAAGUACUAAUGAAGUCAUUUUGGGGGGUAUCUGUACUUUACUUUACUAUUUAGCAAUGUGACCUGACUAUUAAAAAAAACAAGAAUUAUGCCAUCUGGUUUGCUUAUUAUAAGGAAUAUGAAAUUAUUUAUACUUUUGAUAUUUAAGUAUAAUAGAGCAAUUACAUUUUACUUUUGAUACACAAGUAAUAUUUUACUGGGUGACUUUUACUCACGUCAUUUUGUAUUACGGUAUCUUUACUUUUACUCAAGUAUGACAAUUGGGUACUUUUUCCACUACUGCAAUAACAUGCUCCGGAUCUGAGCUACCUAUAUACUGUGUAUAUAUAUAUAUUUAGACAGCUUAUAGAGAGCCUCUGUCUUUACCUCUCUGCUCCGGAUGGCUGGCCCACUGCGCAGUGCUGCCUCUGACAACAACAGUGAUUGGUCUGUGAGAAUAGACAGGUAUAAUGCGUCUUAAUCCAAUUCUAGCUACAGGGGUGCCUGCUCCUACAGUCACAAUGGAGCUCAUUGCCUUCCUCAGGGACACUCCUCAUUUUGUGGUCUCAACUGGCCCUUCUCUGGAUAGUUUGAAGGAUUUAUUUCUGAAAUGAGGGGAUUGAUGCUCUGUGUUUUUGCCCUGGCGAUGUUAACAGCUUCUGCAGAUGAGGAUGAUCAGGAGCAACGGGAGGAGGUACCUCUGCAGUGUUUCCGCUGUGACCUGGGCUUUUGGGAUGCCUGCUACACCACCAAAACCAACUGCAAUAUCGGGGAGAAGUGCUACACUGGCCGAGGGAAGGCAGGUGAUGUGUUGGAAGUUAAGUUGCUGGGCUGUGUCAAGGCGAAGGAGUGUGAGCUGGUGACCAAUGUGGAGCUCUUCUCCAACACAACCAUCUACAUGAUGACCAGGCACUGCUGCGACACACACUUCUGCAACACCGGACACACACUACCCCUCAACACACUCCUCUCCCUGUCACUGACUACAAUAACCAUGAUCCUCACCUUCAACAGACUACAAUAACCACCAUGCACCAUAAAGUCCCCAGCAGCACACAUUUAUUCCAUUUUCUUAAUUCUGUUAAUAUUCUGUGUUUAUUUGUCAAGGAAUAUGGACAGUAAUUAACAUAUGUGGAUGUGCCAGAUUGAGGCGAAAGUCUCAUGUUCAACCCUUAGAAGCUGUCUCUGGGCUUGGGAAAAAUUGGUUAGAUGGUUUUAUGGAAUUCAAUUUUGAAUAAAUGUAAUUUUCUCAUUCUGUUGUUGGCAUAAACUAAAAAAGGAGACAGAAAAUAAAAUCCAAUCAUAUUUAUUGAACAUUCUGAAUUGUAACUGAAUAACAUAAUACGAAUUUACAUUGUCCUCAAUCUUGGUUGGGAUAUUUUAAACACGUCAAAAUUACUUUUAUGUUCUCCUCCAAACCUAAAUAUUUCCAUAGAGAAUACUACAGUAUCUCCCAUUGACUUUAGUGUUAUGGUAAAUCCUAAAGUAGUAUGCAUCAAUCUCUCAGACCCAUAGGCACAGAUCUAGGAUCAUCUUAACCUCUCUAAAACCAUCAGCAUCUUGGUGCAACUUCCUCCUACAGUCAGUGAAGCUGAGGUCAUACUGGUAUACAGUAGUGUUGCUGUUAGACAGACAACAGUAGCGGUGCUGUUAGACAGACAACAGUAGCGGUGCUGUUAGACAGACAACAGUAGCGGUGCUGUUAGACAGACAACAGUAGCGGUGCUGUUAGACAGACAACAGUAGCGGUGCUGUUAGACAGACAACAGUAGCGUGCUGUUAGACAGACAACAGUAGCGGUGCUGUUAGACAGACAACAGUAGUGUUGCUGUUAGACAGACAACAGUAGCGGUGCUGUU
This is a messenger RNA of Oncorhynchus keta (chum salmon), 3717 nucleotides long. Its product is annotated as sperm acrosome membrane-associated protein 4-like. The transcript has 3 exons. Bases 2469 to 2882 code for a protein of 137 amino acids. The record is from RefSeq and is a predicted model, not a curated record. NCBI's taxonomy places the organism in Eukaryota, Metazoa, Chordata, Actinopteri, Salmoniformes, Salmonidae.